This is a messenger RNA of Hyphopichia burtonii NRRL Y-1933, 1251 nucleotides long. It is a transcript of the gene VCX1, whose product is annotated as Vcx1p. Gene Ontology annotation, cellular component: fungal-type vacuole membrane. Gene Ontology annotation, molecular function: calcium:proton antiporter activity. The record is from RefSeq and is a predicted model, not a curated record. Lineage: Eukaryota; Fungi; Ascomycota; Pichiomycetes; Serinales; Debaryomycetaceae. The transcript has a single exon. Gene Ontology annotation, biological process: calcium ion transmembrane transport; intracellular calcium ion homeostasis. Bases 1 to 1251 code for a protein of 416 amino acids.
AUGCUGAACGAUAAUGCUCCGUUACUUGGAGGCAAUCCAGGGACUAAAUUGAAUAUUUCAACAUUUCAAAAUUCAAUUAGUAAAACAUUUAUAUUAGCUUUGAAAUCGUCGCCAGUUAACUAUCUUUUAAUAUUUGUACCAUUGGGUAUAGUGGCUGGAGUGUUAGGUUGGUCUGCCAAUGCUGUGUUUUGGCUUAAUUUUUUUGCAAUUGUUCCUCUUGCUUCAUUAUUGGCAUUUGCAACUGAAGAGUUAUCGGAACAUACUGGAGAAACCAUUGGAGGCUUAUUGAAUGCAACUUUCGGAAAUGCCGUUGAAUUGAUUGUAUCUAUAAUUGCAUUGAAAGAAAAUCAAGUUAGAAUUGUGCAAGCAUCAAUGUUGGGUUCAAUAUUAUCUAAUUUAUUGUUAGUUUUAGGAUGUUGUUUUGUUGCUGGAGGUUUUACUAGAGUGCAACAAACUUUCAAUCAAACCGUGGCCCAGACCAUGUCGUCAUUAAUGGCAUUAUCAACUGCAAGUUUAUUGAUUCCAGCAGCAUUCCAUGCUUCCUUACCUAGACCAAAAUCUAAACACGAUUUCCCAAAUCCUGAUAGUAGUGAUGGAUUGAUUUUAUCAUUAUCAAGAGGUGUUGCUGUUAUAUUAUUAAUUUUAUAUGUCUUGUAUCUUUUAUUUCAAUUGAAGACUCAUAAAUCAUUAUUUGAAGAACAAGCUCAAGAAGCCGAUGAUGGAAUUAUCACUACCUCAUUACCAACAGAUGGAGCUAAUGAUAAAGUGGAAGAACACUUAUCAGUUACUGGUUCUCUACUGGUAUUGGUUGUUGCUACUGUCUUGGUAUCCUUUUGUGCUGAUUACUUGGUUGGGUCGAUUGACGAUAUAGUGGAAAGUUCAGGAUUAUCUAAAACAUUCCUUGGUUUGAUUGUCAUUCCAAUAGUGGGUAAUGCAGCCGAACAUGUUACUGCCAUCAUUGUGGCAAUGAAAGAUAAAAUGGAUUUGGCCAUUGGAGUUGCAGUUGGUUCUUCUCUACAAAUUGCCAUAUUUGUCACUCCAUUCAUGGUUUUAAUUGGUUGGAUCAUCGACGUACCAAUGUCGUUAUAUUUUUCUACGUUUGAAACUGCUAUUUUAUUCGUUUCGGUCUUCAUCACUAACUUGGUGAUUUUGGAUGGGGAGUCCAAUUGGUUAGAAGGUGCUAUGUUGAUCAGUACCUACUUGAUCAUUGCCUUGGCUUUCUUCUACUAUCCUGAUAACGUGUUAAACUAG